Molecule: messenger RNA, 4566 nt
Organism: Epinephelus fuscoguttatus (brown-marbled grouper)
Lineage: Eukaryota; Metazoa; Chordata; Actinopteri; Perciformes; Serranidae
Gene: lin54
Product: lin-54 DREAM MuvB core complex component
Exons: 14
Coding region: 1220-3655 (811 amino acids)
Biological process (GO): regulation of DNA-templated transcription
Cellular component (GO): nucleus
Source: RefSeq, a predicted model, not a curated record
ACCAGUGUAGAGCACAGAAACCAAGAUAUAACCUUGAACUAAUCUAUUACAGUGUUGUGUUAGCUGAGGGAAAGUUUAGUGUUUACUAUGAGACAGUUUAAAGCUAAAUUGGUGCUAAUAUGACGCCAACUUAAUGCGUCCGCAGAUGAAAAGUAAAAGCUAAGUUAGCUGAACACGCGUAUUGAAAGUUGUUUUAAUCUGGUGGCAAAGCGAUUCAUGCACUUUAAUUGUUCCUGUAAGCUGUCAGAAAUCAUAACAGCACAUAAUAGCUGUUACCUUUGCUGCUAGCUGGUUAUGUAGCUUUUAAUUUGCGUUAAACCUCAUAUUGUAUCUGACGUUUGUUUGGUUUAGAGACGGAUCUUGAUAGUGUGUCUUCACUGGUUCAAAACAAGACUGCAGUAUGUCAUUAAUAACAGGUUAGGCCACGCUAACUUGACUCACAGCCCCAAAGCACAGGCUACACAUGCCGGCAUGUGGAUCUAUAGGUGCAGUUAUAUUAAGUGCAUUGUUGGACCUAAAAUGUCCUGAUCCAUAUGGAUGUCUCAAGUGACAGCAGGAAUUACUGAAGGCUAGCAUUGUUUACGUUGUCAGAGUCUGCAGAUAAAAGAGUUAGUUACUUGCUAAUAGCUCACAGUCACCAGCAAGUAUGAUCCUCAGCUCUGAUGUGUGUUAGCUGAUGUGUUUUGUUGUGUGUGGGUGUCUGCGCUGGAUGUAAAUAAGAUUAAAUGCAUCCCCUCCUUAUCAGUAGCUCAGUGUUAGCCGGGGAGCUAACAGAGUUGAUGACGAGGUAAAAAUGGCGGAUCUUUCGAAAUCCAACCCCGGCCUGAAAUAGUAACGCAGCCAGCAAGCAGCUUGUCGCUUUUUGCUCAGUCUUUGCCCCAGAUGGGACCACUGCUCCGGGUCUGCACACACAGACGAGUCCAGCUCAGGAGGGUUUGUCUCGGUCGCUUACAUGGAAAGAAUCAGAGCAGUUAGCUGUGUGUGUGUGUGAGUGUGUGUGUGUGUGUGUGGUGGGUAGGGUUCAUAUGUGCGUUUCGGUGGAUUAAUGUUGGGAGUGGAGUGCUGCAGGACAAAGAUACGCCUGAGAUGAUCGCUGCGGCCUAGCUAACCCAGCAUCAGCUGUCAGGCCGUGUCAAACGUGACUCGUGUGCACCCCUCCAUUGAUUAAACCUCACGUGAUUACUGAAACUAACACACAGAGAGCUGAGACUUUGCAAGCAUGGAUGUGGUGUCACCAGAGCUCAACAGCCUCCUUCCUGAUGAGAUCAUGGACACUGAGGCGAUAGAGGACAUCCCUCAGUCCCAACCCGACGGCACCACGGUCCAGUCAGAGCCCAGCGAUGACGCACCGGUCCCGAUGGAGACGGAUACACCCAUAGCUGCAGAAAACCUGAGCCUCUGUGCAGAUGCCACUUCAACAGAACACACUCAGGCUCUCACCACCUCCACCACCUCAGACUCCACGCUCAGCAUCAGCUCCGGAAGUCAGCUUCCUAUCUCAAUUUCCAGCACGUCUGCAUCCCUUCUUACCCUCAAACCAGCCCUGGCUACUUCCAUAGCCACCACGAAAACAACAGACAGUUUGACUGGGACUAGUAUCUCCACAAGUGGGUUACAGAAGCUCACAGCUCCAUUUACCAUCUCUGCUGCAAACCACCAGAUCAUUCUCAACAAGGUGGCCUCAUCUCAAGCCACAGAGGCGGCGAAGGCUGCAGGUACUCAGCCCCAGGUCAUCAAGCAGGAAGGACAAAAACUUUUGGUGACAGCAAUAGGAAAGUCAGGGCAGCCCAUAGUGCUGCAGUUGCCCCACACAGGCAGCAAGGCUGGCGUUUCACAGACUUCAGGAGAUGCCAAAUCUCAAGCGCCACAGUUUAAAGUGGUGACUAUUGGAGGGAGGUCGGAGCUGAAGCCGGUGGCCGGGAGUGCUGGCAACCAGCUGACCACAUUACAGGCCCAGCAGCUGAAGACUGUACAGAUUGCUAAGAAGACACCAGUGUCCUCAGCUGCACCGAUCAAGUUCAUCAUCACAAAAACCGUGAACAGCAAAGGUCUCAGUCCUCAGACGUCAGUGUCUCCUGUUAUUGCAGGACGGGUCCUGACACAGAAUUCCCCGGGGAUGCCUCCGAGGACCAUCAACCUCUCUGAGUCCCACAACACAACAAUACAAAGUAUUCCCGGCAAAAAGAUCGCUAUAUCACCCCUCAAGACUCCCAGCAAGGUGACUGUGGUGUCUGUGGCCUCCCCGACCUCCAGCGCCUCCCAGAAGUCAGUGACGCUCCCUGUCAAUGUAGCACUUGGCCAGCAGAUCCUCACAGUCCAACAGUCCACGUCUGCAUCUCCAGUCAAGGUGGCCACCAGCCAGACCACGACGCAGAGUAUCAAACCGGUGCAGUCUGUGGCCGUGGGAGGCGUCAGUGGCUCCCAGUUCAAGACCAUCAUCCCGCUGGCCACCCAGCCAAAUGUGCAGCAGAUUCAGGUUCCAGGUAGCAGGUUCCACUACGUCCGCCUCGUCACAGCAACCACAGCGAGCAGCUCAACGCAGCCCAGCGGUCCCAGCACCAGCACCAUACAGACAGCUAAACCCAUGGUGGUGAGCACAGGAGCAGUCAGGAUGUCUGUCCCCAUCGUCCCAGCACAGACCAUCAAGCAGAUGGCACCGAAGCCCUUGACAUCAGCAGCCGUAGUAACCACCACACAGACCCAGCAACGCCUGAUCAUGCCUGCCACUCCGCUACCCCAGAUCCAGCCCAACUUCACCAGCCUCCCUCCAGGCACCGUUCUGGCUCCAGCUCCAGGAGGCGGGAAUGUGGGCUACGCCGUCGUGCCAGCACAAUAUGUCACACAGCUCCAGCAGACGCCGUUUGUGACCCUCGCCAGCAGCUCUGGUUUCCCGGCGUCCACUGGGGUCCAGACUCAGGCCAAACUGCCACUCAAUGGCUUGUCAACAGCAGAGACAACCUCAAGGCCGAGGAAACCAUGUAACUGCACCAAGUCACAGUGUCUCAAACUAUACUGUGACUGCUUUGCAAACGGAGAGUUCUGUAAUAAUUGUAACUGCAAUAACUGCUUCAAUAACCUGGAGCAUGAAACAGAACGUCUCAAAGCUAUAAAGACGUGUCUGGACCGGAACCCGGAGGCCUUCAAACCUAAAAUCGGUAAAGGCAAAGAGGGCGAGUCGGAUCGUCGACACAGCAAAGGCUGCAACUGCAAACGCUCAGGCUGCCUGAAGAACUACUGCGAGUGUUACGAGGCGAAGAUCAUGUGCUCGUCCAUCUGUAAGUGCAUCGGCUGCAAGAACUUUGAGGAGAGUCCAGAGAGGAAGACGCUGAUGCACUUGGCAGACGCAGCAGAAGUGAGAGUACAGCAGCAAACUGCAGCGAAGACCAAGCUGUCGUCACAGAUCUCAGACCUGCUCAUGAGGACGACGCCCGUUAUUUCAAGUGGAGGCGGGAGGCUGCCGUACACGUUUGUCACAAAGGAGGUGCUUGAAGCGACGUGCGAGUGUCUGCUGGAACAGGCCAAAAAGGCCGAACAGACUCACCAGCCUCAGGUGGAAGCAGAGAGGAUGAUCCUGGAGGAGUUCGGACACUGCCUCAUGAGGAUAAUCAGCUCGGCGGGGAAAGCCAAAGCAGACUGUGCCUCCAUCAACUGCUAGGCCGAGCUCUCUGGCUCCCUCCACCCUCUAACCUGAACCCAGCUGCGGGGGCCGAGAGGCACGGAUUACUCUGCACUCUGUCUUGGAGCCCCGGGGUUUCUCUCCUGCAGGGAAACAGGUUGUCUCCCUCGACAAAAGGCAGAACAAUGGCCUGAAAGUAGACUCCCCUGCCUGGGGAAAGCUAAGACCAGCUGGGAUAAUAAACACGGAACAGACGUUUGCAAACUGAAGGACAAAUGGACAGAGCACGGCGCCUCUGGCGGACUUUAGAGCUGUUCUCACAUUUGUUCACCUGGCUGCGAUGGACAGAAAUGACUCUGAGCUGAGCACUGAACAGGGAUUUUAACAUUUCUUCACUUUACUUUCCCUCCAAGGGCCCCAUGAAAUCUGUUCUCCAACUUUUGUUGUUCCAUUUUAUUCUGUUCCCUUUUGUUCUUUCUCCCUUUUUGACAAAGCAAUGGCUGUAAUUUUUAUGUAAUCAUCUGUGCUUACGGUAGAAAAACAGAACGUGUAUCUUUUGAUAUUUAUUUUGACAAGUAUUUGUAAUCAUUGUGAGCGCUAAUAACUGUGUGGCUUAUAGUGCUGCAAACUGUUAAUUAUUAUUAACCAACGCUAGGCUAAAUUGUUUCAAUGAAAAAUGAGUAGAGGCAAAUUUAGGUUCACACCUAAAAGCAAAUUAAUUGUAAGAUGAAUGCAAACACAUAAUGCAUUAUGCGCGCACACACACACACACACACACACACACACACACACACACACACACACACACACACACACACACACAUGCAGCACUGCUCAGAGUAGGUGGAACACGGCUGGUUGGGCGGAGGUCGAUGUUUCCUCUGGUGCUGUUUUGUUAUCAGUCACAUGCUUACUGUACAUUAAAACACCAUGAAUGGAAAAACAACUGA